UUAUAAGCACAUCCUGUUGUGUAUGCAUCUUCUUCCACUACUAAAAAUUUUUAGAAAUAACAGAGUGAAGAAAAUGGGAGAAAGCACUACUGCCAACCCACACCGAAUUGCGAUUUGCAUCAAGUCUCAGGAUGGAGCCAAAAUGUAUUUCAGAGUUGCACGAGAUAAGAAAAUUCAAGAAUUGCUCAAAAGUUAUUGCAAGGCAAAGAAUUAUGAGUACCGUGAGGUAUCUUUCAUUCACAAUGGAGAUCGUAUCCAACCUAAACAAACUCUCUUUCAGCUUGGCAUUGAAGAUGGAGAUGAGAUAGCUGCAAUGUAUCAUCAGAGUGGAGGUGGCAAUCCAGCAGCCUUUGCGUGAAUUCAACCACCUAUCCUUAUUAUGUUGUUUAUCAUUUGAAACUUUAGUUUGAUCUCCAUGAAGGUGUGCAAAUGUGAUGCUUAAUCAUGUUCUAAAAACGCUCGAGCGACUAGUAUGUUGUUGUCUUUUAUUUCCAUUCGGAUAUUUUAUUGGAAUGAUUUAUUCAUGGAA
Messenger RNA from Salvia hispanica, 529 nucleotides. Its product is annotated as small ubiquitin-related modifier 1-like. The record is from RefSeq and is a predicted model, not a curated record. Lineage: Eukaryota; Viridiplantae; Streptophyta; Magnoliopsida; Lamiales; Lamiaceae. Gene Ontology annotation, molecular function: protein binding.